This is a messenger RNA of Nomascus leucogenys (northern white-cheeked gibbon), 639 nucleotides long. RefSeq names its product acyl-CoA dehydrogenase family member 10-like. The record is from RefSeq and is a predicted model, not a curated record. The transcript has 3 exons. Lineage: Eukaryota; Metazoa; Chordata; Mammalia; Primates; Hylobatidae. The annotation marks the transcript as partial.
AUGUCUGCAAAUUUCCAACAGCAUCCACCCUGGCAGUACAGCGAGGCUGCAGGAACUGGUAUGGUAAUUUUCCUGAGCUCCCUAAACCCCAGCGUGUGUCAAUGUAUUCCACUUUUGCAUAUUUUACUUCCUAUAGAAUGGGAGGUACAGAAUCGUAUCCCUUCUGGAACUAUAUUAAAGGCCUUGAUGGAAGGUGGUGAAAAUGGGCCCUGGAUGAGAUUUAUGAGAGCAGAAAUAACAGCAGAGGGUUUUUUACAAGAAUUUGGGAGACUUUGCUCUGAAAUGUCAAAGACCUCCGUGCCUGUGGACUCAUUUUUCUCUCUGCUGACCAGUGAGCCAGUGGCAAAGCAGUUCCCAGUGAUGACUGAGGCCAUAACUCAAAUUCGGGCAAAAGGUCUUCAGACUGCAGUCUUGCGCAAUAAUUUUUAUCUUCCCAACAAGAAAAGCUUUUUGCCCCUGGACCGGAAACAGUUUGAUGUGAUCGUGGAGUCCUGCAUGCAAGGGAUCUGUAAGCCAGACCCUAGGAUCUACAAGCUGUGCUUGGAGCGGCUUGGCCUGCAGCCCUCCGAGUCCGUGUUUCUUGAUGACCUUGGACCAUAUCUAAAAGCAGCUGCCAGCCUUGGUAUUCACAUCAUUAAG